AUGCUGCCGCUGCUGCUGCCGCUGCUGCUGGGUGCCCGGGCGUUGGGCGCGCCCCAGGGGGACACGGCGGUGGUCACCCCGCUGCGCCUCGACCCCGACAUCAACGGGAGGCCCCACUUCGGGCGAGGCGGCCCCGCCGAGGCCGUGGUCUUCCAGCUGUCGGCUUUCGGGGAGGAUUUCUACCUGCACCUCGCCCCCGACGCCCGCUUCAUCGCCCCCGCCUUCGCCGCGCAAUACCUGGGCACCGCGCCCGGUGCCGCACGCCCCCGUCCCGGCCUCCGCCACUGCUUCUACUCGGGGGAUGUCAACGGCGACCACGCGUCCUUCGCUGCCCUCAGCCUCUGCGGGGGGCUCCGGGGGGCUUUCGGCUACCGAGGAGCCGAGUACACCAUCAGCCCGCUGCCCGGGGGGGCGGCUGGCGGAGCCCACCGCCUGCAGCGCCGCGGUGCUGGCCUCCCACUUGGGGCAUCCGCCUCGCGUUGUGCCGUGGGCUCCGGCCUCACCCCCGGAGUCCUGCAGGCGUUGGCCAAGUACCGGGGGAGGGCUGGGGGGGCGCCGGGGGGGAGAGCCAAGCGGUUCGCCUCUGUGCCCCGUUAUGUGGAGACCUUGGUGGUGGCCGACGAGUCCAUGGUGAAGUUCCACGGGGACGACCUCCAGCACUACCUGCUGACCCUCAUGGCCACGGCCGCCCGCCUCUACAAGCACCCCAGCAUCCGCAACCCCAUCCAGAUCUCCGUCGUCAAGUUCCUCCUCAUUGGGCAGGACGACAAGGGGCCCAAAGUUACCGGCAACGCCGCCCUCACCCUCCGCAACUUCUGCGCCUGGCAGAAGAAGUGGAACAAAGUCAGCGACAAGCACCCCGAGUACUGGGACACCGCCAUCCUCUUCACCAAGCAGGACCUGUGCGGUGCCACCACCUGUGACACACUGGGCAUGGCCGACGUGGGCACCAUGUGCGACCCCAAGCGCAGCUGCUCCGUCAUCGAGGACGACGGGCUGCCCUCGGCUUUCACCACCGCCCACGAGCUGGGCCACGUCUUCAACAUGCCCCACGACAACGUCAAGGCCUGCGAGGAGGUCUUCGGCCGGCUGAAGACCAACCACAUGAUGUCCCCCACCCUCAUCCAGAUCGACCGCGCCAACCCCUGGUCAGCCUGCAGCGCUGCCAUCAUCACCGACUUCCUCGACAGUGGCCACGGAGACUGCUUGCUGGACCAGCCCUCCAAACCCAUCCCGCUGCCCGAGGACCUGCCGGGGACGAGCUACAGCCUGAACCAGCAGUGCGAGCUGGCCUUUGGCGUGGGCUCCAAGCCCUGCCCGUACAUGCAGCACUGCGCCAAGCUCUGGUGCACAGGCAAGGCGCGCGGGCAGAUCGUCUGCCAGACCCGCCACUUCCCCUGGGCUGACGGCACCGGCUGCGGCGAGGGACACUUCUGCCUCAAGGGCGCCUGCGUUGAGAGGCACAACGUCAGCAAGUACAGGGUGGACGGCGGCUGGGCCAAGUGGGCACCCUACGGGCAGUGCUCGCGGACGUGCGGCGGCGGCGUGCAGCUGGCCAAGCGCGAGUGCACCAACCCGGUGCCUGCCAAUGGGGGCUCCUACUGCGAGGGUGUCCGCGUCAAGUACCGCUCCUGCAACCUGGACCCCUGCUCCACUGCAGUGCCAGGGAAGAGUUUCCGAGAGGAGCAGUGUGAGGCUUUCAAUGGCUACAGCCACAGCACCAACCGCCUGACCGCCUCCGUCUCCUGGGUCCCCAAGUACUCCGGCGUCUCGCCCCGGGACAAGUGCAAGCUCAUCUGUCGGGCAAAUGGCACGGGCUACUUCUACGUGCUGGCACCCAAGGUUGUGGAUGGCACCCCUUGCUCCCCAGACUCCACCUCGGUCUGCGUCCAGGGCAAAUGCAUCAAAGCGGGCUGCGACGGGAAGCUGGGCUCUAAGAAGAAAUUCGACAAAUGCAGUGUGUGUGGGGGAGACAACAAGAGCUGCAAGAAGGUUUCAGGCUUGUUCACCAAACCCAUGCACGGCUACAACUUCGUGGUGGUGAUCCCCGCGGGCGCCUCCAACAUCGACAUCAGGCAGCGGGGCUACAAGGGGCUGAUCAGUGACGACAACUACCUGGCGCUGAAGAACGGGCAGGGCAAGUACCUGCUGAACGGCCAUUUCAUCGUCUCGGCUGUGGAGAGAGACCUGAUGGUGAAGGGCAGCGUGCUGCGCUACAGCGGCACCGGCACCGCUGUCGAGAGCCUCCAAGCCUUCAAACCCAUCCAGGAGCCCCUGACUUUGGAGGUGCUCUCCGUGGGGAAGAUGACCCCUCCCCGGGUGCGCUACUCCUUCUACCUCCCCAAGGAGAGCAAGGAGGACAAGUCCUCCUACAAGAAGGAGGGCAAGACCCCGCCAGACCUCAACAACAGCGUCCUCAGCCUGUCCAACCGCUUGGACGGGGGCAGGCCGACCUACAAGCGGCCCUCCUACAAGUGGGCGGCGGGUGGCUGGGAGGCUUGCUCCGUCACCUGCGGCAGCGGGCUGCAGAAGCGAGUGGUGGCUUGCCGCGACUCCUACGGCCACCCGGCCUCUGAGUGUGAGGCCGCACAGAGGCCGGCUGAGGUCCGGCCCUGCGGGGAGCCCUGCCCGGUGUGGGAAGUGGGACCCUGGGCCCCUUGCUCCAAGAGCUGUGGUCGAGGCUUCAAGAGGAGGAUGCUGAAGUGCACGACCCCGGCUGGGCGCCUCCUGCCCCGGGAGAGCUGUAGUUUUCGGAGGAAGCCGCAGGAGCUGGACUUCUGCACCUUGAGGCCAUGCUGA
Cygnus atratus (black swan) is the source of this 2799-nucleotide messenger RNA. It is a transcript of the gene ADAMTS15, whose product is annotated as ADAM metallopeptidase with thrombospondin type 1 motif 15. The record is from RefSeq and is a predicted model, not a curated record. The transcript has 8 exons. Gene Ontology annotation, molecular function: zinc ion binding; metalloendopeptidase activity. Bases 1 to 2799 code for a protein of 932 amino acids. NCBI's taxonomy places the organism in Eukaryota, Metazoa, Chordata, Aves, Anseriformes, Anatidae. Gene Ontology annotation, biological process: extracellular matrix organization; proteolysis.